Molecule: messenger RNA, 990 nt
Organism: Laccaria bicolor S238N-H82
Lineage: Eukaryota; Fungi; Basidiomycota; Agaricomycetes; Agaricales; Hydnangiaceae
Exons: 7
Coding region: 1-990 (329 amino acids)
Source: RefSeq, a predicted model, not a curated record
AUGUGGCAGGAUGAAGUACCGCAGCAGAGGCCCAAGUGCAGAGUGCGGUUUUUUUGCUCAACCACUCAAACGUCGAUUGGACACUUCAUUCUCGUUACGCCCUCUAUGAAUGUCCACAUUCAUUUUCUCCCCGCUUCCCUAAAAGAUCGUUCUGGACGUUUGUUGGACGUUCUCCUUCUUCAAGUUGAUUAUCCCCAUCUGCUCGAGAACGGCAGGUACAAUGACCUUGGGUUUCACGAUUACGUUUAUCCCGUCUCUCGUCACUCUUCGCAGGCCAAUAUCGGAAGUGCAGACCACCUCAUCUCCAUCAUCCGACUCAUUCCCCUCAGCUCGGUUCCCGGUGGUAUCAAGAGCGUCUCCAGUCGCUCAGGCGAUCUAUCCUCCCCAAGCAUGACGUGGAGGCGAAUGGCUAGCGUUGCCACGAUCGAAAGUUUAUCCUCGAAGGACUCCAUGAUACUCCGCGUUAAGGGGCAGUCUUUCGACCAACCUGACAGAAUUAGAAUGUUGAGGAGAGAGCUGCACAUGAACUCUAUCAUCUGGGUUUUUCUGUUAUCUGAUGGACCGAGUCGUGCGCAGGUGACGGCGCGCCAUCUCUCAGCGGCUUUUGGUUCUUCUAUAUCACUUCUCAGUACGCCAAACACACCUGGAAGGCGAUCUGAAGCGCGCCCUCUUCCCGAAAACCCGACUCUUGGCACCAUCAACCCCAGAACCGUCACGUUCACGUCCUUUGGCGUGAAUUUCCUGGACCCUGAGAUAGGGAGUAAACGGCGUCAAAGGGCGGGUGUAUGGGUACCACUGUGUCCUGUGCAGAAACUCUCCAUGCACUCCAUGAUCCUCGGUCAGCACAUCAUCCCCUCCAACCGUAAGACAAGAGCGGUCACGCUAACUUGCAACGUGCAAGGAAGCAGGAGGAGAGAGCAACGGAGGGCCGUGGGUGAUGAUAGUGAAGGUCGUUCUAUGCGCCAAUCGUUCCAAGUCCGACGUCCUUGA